Messenger RNA from Anisakis simplex (herring worm), 1545 nucleotides. Lineage: Eukaryota; Metazoa; Nematoda; Chromadorea; Rhabditida; Anisakidae. The record is from the annotation of a GenBank genome assembly.
AUGCCAAGUGAUAGUCUUAUUCGCUACGAUCUGUGUACUGCAUAUUUUAGAAUGUAUGAAAUUGCUGGCAAUAGUGCAAAGCUGACGGUUUAUACUAAUCCGGUGGGAACAAUGUUCGCGCAACAACCAAAGGGUCCACCUGCUCCACGACCCCAACAGACACUGACCAGUCAGAGUGAAGCCUCUGCUAAAGAAAAACUCGCAGGAUUUGUUUACGAAUAUUUAAUACACAACGGUGCAACAAAAACGGCCGAAUCGUUCAAAGGCGAGAUGCUAUCGGUAGUAAAUUCAUGCUCGAACCCUUUUUUCAGAAAUUUCAGUUUGUUUUGGGAUCUUUACUCAGCCGCACCAGAACGACGAGAUUCUUGUGAGGCAUCGCAAGAAGCGAAGGCUUUUCAUGAAUACGGGUUUAUGAACACAUCGCAUGGCGUACCACCAGGUCCGGCUGGAGCACCAAUGAUGAAUGGAAUGCAUGGCUCACAUUUGUUUCCUUCGGCAACACCUAGUCCCUUAGGAAUGGGGCCUGGUCCAGGUCCAGACGGUAUGAUGCCAGCUGGUUACUACCCUCCUCGAUCCGGUCAGCCCGGACCAUCUGGUUCAACCAGUCAAGCGUCGCCCAUAUCCGGAGUUCCACCUUCAGGAAGUUUUGCACCAGUACCUCCACGUUAUGCGAUGCCGGGUGCACGGAAUGGACCGCCGGGACCGGGAGGAAUGCCUCCGGGCGCAGGAUUCCCGGCUGGAGGACCGCCUCAUAUGUUCGCUGGUGCUGAUCAAAUGCGGCCCAUGCAGCCACAACGGUUACCUCCUAACGCCGGACCUAUGCGCAUGCCAACGAAUUUCCCUGGAAUGCGGCCAAACGGACCGAUGCGGUAUAGUUCGCAGAUGUAUAUGGACUCACCCACCGGAACACCAUUUCCUCCCAAUGCGAUGAUGCCAAACGGCGGCAUGUGUUCAUCUGCGCCAUCAAUGAUGUCGUCGCCGGGUCCACAAGGACCCUUACCCACUGGGCCUGAUGGGCAACCAGAUCCUAGGGGAUAUAUGAUGAUGUCUACCGCCUCUGCUAUGCCUUAUGGGAUGCACGGAGCUGAGGGGAGUAUAACGCCAGGUGCAGGGGGUCGAGGAUCGGCAGGACCACCAGUAGCGGCGUCUGAACCUCAAAUGAACUCGCUUUUGAAUGGUGACGAAAUGAAGCAGUCGCCUGCAUCAACACAUGGUGGUCUUAAUGGAGGAACCCCGGGUGCUGCUGGAGGGCCAGGUAGUCAAGCACCCGUCGGAGGACCAGGAUCAGUAGCUGGAGCAGGAGUGGGCGGUCCGGGGUCGGUGCACUCACAGAGCGGAGGAUCUGGAGGUGGUGGAGGAGGCGGGAGUCAAAGUGCUGGAGCAGGCGCAGGAGGCGGAAACUCGGGUGGAGCGCCGGCGGGUGGUGGCAAUGUUGGAGGCCAAGAAGAAGCGAGUGAAAUCUCCAAGAUAAAGCAGAGUUUAUUCGAUGAUUUGAAACAUUUUGGCACAAAAGAAGAGAGUACUGGUGAAGGAUAUUUCUCAUAA